Desarmillaria tabescens is the source of this 2484-nucleotide messenger RNA. RefSeq lists its product as uncharacterized. The transcript has 8 exons. The coding region runs from base 1 to 2484 and encodes 827 amino acids. The record is from RefSeq and is a predicted model, not a curated record. Lineage: Eukaryota; Fungi; Basidiomycota; Agaricomycetes; Agaricales; Physalacriaceae.
AUGGCUAGGACCAAAGCAACCGAGAUGAUAGCGUGGAGACAGAUGUAUGAAGAAGGUCUUGCAAGAGCUGCACAAUUGGAAACAGACAAAAACAAGGCCCACGCAUUAAUCGAACGUGAAGAAAGCAAAGAGGCAUUUAAGGAUGUCGAUGACGGAUGUACUACCUUGGAAAGUCGAAGUUCAACUUAUGACACACUCUCGGAUGAUUUUGACAAAGAUGCUGAUGAAGUCAGUGGCCAAGAAAAUAUACAGCAGUCACGGAAUACACCUAUGGGAAGGAUUGUAACAAGCUCUAACUCGAAACCGAACAUACUUGAUAAUUGCAAUCAAUAUGGUGCGGAGGACUGCAACAUGCAUCUCCGAGGCCAUUACAUUGCAGCCAACAUACUCUCAUGUUCCGAAUAUGUUCCAAUCAUUCAGAUGCUCGUACAAGCGGUGAUUUCAAUCCCUUCCGAUCCAUAUUGCGUCUACCUGGAAGCGCAGAUGUCUAAAGCCCUCAAAGACUGGCUUAAGACUGUCCCUGGCAUAGUUGUCUUCAACGAUAGUGUCAUUUUAAAUGCGGUGGACUACAGUGAGUGGCACAAGGUAAUGACGUAUGUGCCUAAAUACCGCGAACCUGAUUUACCUGUCGGUGAUCGCUGGCGCACUAUUGGAUAUGGAUCGUCUAUGGGCCGGCCUGUUUUUGUCAUUGGUUCGUCAGAAGAUACCCAUCAGCCCAGGUACGACAUUCUUAUGGUGCCAAUGCUUUCUUUGCAAAAGGGCGCAUACGACACUUACCCAGUCCAGUCGUUGGAGCCUAUGCUAUUUGAUGCCACAAAAAUGGCCAUCAUCCAUGGUGAAGAGUUGUUAGGUCAAGACUACGAAUACGGCUUGCUGCGAGAAACCGUUCCAUUUGAUUGUCUGCGCCCAGUUAACUGCAUCGAUGACAAUUUAUUGCACUUGUUCAUCAAGAGCAAACAUCCAUUGGUUGCUCGAAAUAGGCAUCGAACUCCGCGACCAAAGAGCUGGAAUUUCUACUUGGGGGAGUCGGUUAUCGUUCGCGGUUGUUCAAGCCAACAUUCUUCUCAAUUGUUCGAGGACGGUGGAAGUCGUACUUGCACUAUAGUCGACGUUCAUGACACUUAUCUCGAGCUCGAUGACAUUAAACAUUCUGGAAGGUUCAUUGUGAAAGAAUGGCAUGCGAUCGAGAAGAUUUUUAAAGUAGGUCAAUUUGUGGUUAAGGGUAAUAUUUGUGGAUUUGUGGAUGUUAUUGAGUUAAACGCGCUUCAUUUGAUUGUGUUGGGUGGGGGUCAAGAGAAGGAGCAAACAGCUGAACAGAUUGUCAUUCAUCCUAACAGCGUGCAGAUAUGGAAUUCUAAUCGAUUAAACAAUUCGUCAUCUGCGCUUGAAUCUAUCCGUCCUGCAUCCACAUGCAUUUCAUAUAGUUCCAUUCCCUGGGUGGGAAUGUGUGGGGUCGUACUUAAACAAGGUAGUCCAUUUCGAGGGCUGCUGGUAUUCGUCAAGGAUGUCAGGGUUGAAAAAACGCAUUGGAGAUCUUCAUGCUUGGAUACAAACCACUCCGUCUAUGAAGCGAAGACCUCCGCAUUUCAUUCGUCACACACUAAAUCUCCUACAACUAUUGCUGGAUUAAUAGUUCCUGGAAUGGGUGCUACGCCGAGAUAUAUUCCCGAUUUACAAGUAAUGUUGUUGGUUCAAUGUGUGAGCUACUCUCCUGAAACAGGCAGGGGGUUUUCAGAAAUGUGGGUUCCAUAUAAAGAAGUGGUAGACACACAAACACACUUGCCUCUGGCGAUGGUACUGGAUUCAUUAAUUGAACAACGAUUUCUUCCUCCCAUUGAUACAAGCUCAAUUAGUCAUCACCAAGAAGCCCGUUCCACAACUCCACUUCCUACAGCAGAAGAAGGCUCCCUGUCUCCAGCUUGGAAUCCGUUUUCCAGUUUCCCUCAUAACUCGACUUGCUCUACCAUAGCUGAUACAUCUGCAGCACUUGGGGAAAACGUACCAGCUGAAGAGUCUUCCAUUUAUUGCCAUUGGACACAAGACUUACGCAUGGCAGCAAUAGGUGAUUUGAAAGUUCGUGUGAUGGUAGGCGGGCAGGAGUGUCGAGGGUCUCUAAUCCAACAUGAAAAUCGUAUGCAAUUGCGUCUAUUAAGAGGUGGGAUUAUCGAGCCUCAUAGGAUACUGCCUCGACAUCCCACGCCUAGAAAUCAGCAUGGUUCGUUGUGGGUAAUUAUUCGAGGUGAACAUUGCGGUGUACUCGUUCGGGGUUUGCACUAUUUUCGCCGCAAUGAUGUAACAUGGUGGGAUGUGCGAGUUACCGAAUGGAAGAAGGAGGGCAGAUGGGUGUAUCUGAACAUAGAACUUCAAGUACCAUAUACUGAUCUCAAUUUGGUGGUCGAGCCAACAAGUGAAAAGGUUGCGAACCAGGCAGAGGCGUAUAAGAUGUGGGAAUUUAGCAGGGCAGAUUAUUUUAAAAAAGUUUGA